Eremothecium gossypii ATCC 10895 is the source of this 4314-nucleotide messenger RNA. RefSeq names its product sulfite reductase (NADPH) subunit beta (gene MET5). The transcript has a single exon. Gene Ontology annotation, biological process: sulfate assimilation. Lineage: Eukaryota; Fungi; Ascomycota; Saccharomycetes; Saccharomycetales; Saccharomycetaceae. The record is from RefSeq and is marked provisional. Bases 1 to 4314 code for a protein of 1437 amino acids. Gene Ontology annotation, cellular component: sulfite reductase complex (NADPH). Gene Ontology annotation, molecular function: heme binding; iron-sulfur cluster binding; FMN binding.
AUGCUAGCUCUCAAAGAAAACCUUCUUUCUGUGGGCUCUGCUCCGGAUAACUGGGGAGACUGGACGCUGGCCGCGGCGCUCGUGCGCGGCGCAGCCGACGGGACGGUGUUCUACACAGCGCGCGCGAAAGCCAGUCGCCCUCUGGUUGCUGUCGCUGCGGAGCAGCAGGGCGUGCACGCUAUACGGCUGUUGGCUGCGAAUGACCCUUUUUGUGCGGUGACAGCUGAGGCCGGUGACUCGGUGCCGGCGACGGUUUUCACGGAUUUGGCAACAGUGAUCACGGGCGCGCCUCAUCUUGCGACUGUGAAAACACCGAUCGUCGUGCACAUCGAGACAUUGGCGGAAGAGUACGCGGCCAUCCCUGGGUUCAAAGAUCUGGGAUCUGUGAUUCUGGUGUCCAGCAGCCCGUCGCAGCUCCUGCGGGCCGCGUCUACUGCCACCAAGCUUGCGCAGGCAUCACAGCGCCCAGUGCUUCACUUUUACACCUCAGAUCUCAAUGGCUUCGGAGAGGUGGAUGUGGGUACUGCGGAUGGGACGUUCGAUUCCACCAUUGAGGAUGCGCCGGAGCGGAUCUUGGAUUCGUUGCAAUCGCGGCUAGUUUCGCGCGGUACUCCUUCAACGUUGAUAUUGAACCUCUCUGCUUAUGGCGAGCAGUUCGCUCAAUACCUUCCAGAUGAUGUUGCUCUGUAUGAUAUUACUGUCUACAAACCGUUUGAAUUUUCUCAGGUAUUGAGGGAGUUGCCAGUCAGCGUUAAGAACAUUGCUGUUGUGCAGGGAAGCACGGGUGGCUCUAAAAGCAACGGAUUUGAGCCUAUACUGUUGGAUGUGUUUUCUGACUUCAACCUCCUUGUUGAUAGAGGAAUAAAGAAUAUUGUCGUGAGUGGCAUCGGCCGGCUGCAAUAUUUCGCGCAUACGCUUGAGAAAAUUGUGUCCAACUCACGAUCACUCUCCCCUAGCACUGACCUAUAUAUCUCUGAUGUUAAACAUGCGGUGCACAGUGGCAUAGCCGAAGAGUUUAUAAAAAAGGCCAUCUCGCUAGAAAAUGCCUAUCUUUCUGUUUUGCAACAAGUAUUCGAGCCUAACCUUCAGCUUCUCAACCAAUUCAAUGAUUCGGCGAUCAAUAGCUUGAGACCAGAAUAUGGGUUUGGUAAGUUCCUCCAACAGAAUCGGGCCCGUCGGCAGUUGAUGAAAAUGGUUGAACGUUCUCUGGAUUGUUCAUUGUAUGAGUAUGAAGGGCCAUCUGUUGUUGAGGGUCUCGCAGCGUGGAUCUCGUACAACAAAAGGGCACUGGAUAGCAGUCUUUUGAAGGAAGCAAAUAUUUUGGCCAGGGACGUCCAUGAGCUUCUACAAAAAAAUUCCAACUCUGAGGUUGCAAAAUCUAUACUUGCUUCGGCACCCACCUUGGAUUCCUUUUCGUUCAGUUCUUCUUGGCUGAUAGGCUCGGACGCCUGGUCCUAUGAUUUGGGGAACUCUGGCGUUCAUCAUGCAAUUACCUCGAGAGAGAAUAUUAAUAUCCUUCUGAUUGACUCCGAGCCAUAUGGUAGCUUAAGCAAAAAUUCAGCGCGCAAAAAGGAUGUCGGGCUUUAUGCUAUGAAUUUUGGUACUGCAUAUGUUGCCUCUGUCGCUGUUUAUUCCUCUUAUACACAGUUAUUGACCGCGGUUGUUGAAGCAUCUAGGUUCCCUGGACCGUCCAUUGUCCUUGCCUACUUGCCGUAUAACUCGGAACAGGACUCGCCGCUCACUAUCUUGAAAGAGACAAAGCGUGCUGUGGAAUCGGGUUAUUGGCCGCUCUAUCGGUAUAAUCCAACUGCUUCCAAUGAGGAGGAUACUUUUAAAUUGGAUUCAUCAGUCCUGAGACGACAGUUGCAAGAAUUCCUUGACCGUGAAAAUAAACUGACAUUGCUUGCCAAGAGGUACCCAGACCUAUCCAGUAACAUUGUCCAAUCACAGAGUGAUAUUAUUACUGCAAAACAGCAAAGGAAAUCCAAAGAAGCCUAUGAUCAACUCUUGCAAGGUUUAUCAGGACCUCCUUUGAGUGUGUAUUAUGCAUCUGAUGGUGGGAAUGCGGCUUCUUUGGCAAAGAUCCUGGCCAAAAAAGCGACGACCAGAGGUUUAAAGUCUUUUGCCCUUUCAAUGGACGAUAUUGUUUUAGAAGAUCUCCCUCGUGAACAAAAUGUUGUAUUUAUUACAUCAACAGGGGGGCAGGGUGAAUUCCCUCAGGAUGGCAAAGCAUUUUGGGAAGAAUUAAAAAGUGCUACCGAUUUGGACCUUGCCUCUGUGAAAUUUUCGGUGUUUGGGCUGGGUGAUUCACAAUACUGGCCACGCAAAGAAGAUGAAAGGUACUAUAAUAAACCAGGGAAAGACCUCUAUAAUAAGCUUCUGUUAUUUUCCGGACAAACACUGAUUCCGUUAGGUUUGGGUGAUGACCAAGAUCCAGAUGGCUACAGAACGGGGUAUGAAAAAUGGGAAUCUGAACUGUGGGCAGCUCUUGGUGUUUCCGACAUUAUCACCGGAGAAGAGCCUAAACUAAUUACGAACGAGGAUAUCAAACUUGCUUCGAAUUUUCUCCGGGGCACCAUUGCCGAAGCUUUAGUGGAUGACUCGACGGGUAGUAUUCCUUCUACUGACCAGCAAUUGACCAAGUUCCAUGGAAUUUAUAUGCAAGAUGACCGUGAUAUCAGGGAUGUCAGGAAAGCGCAAGGCUUGGAACCGUACUACAUAUUUAUGAUUAGAGCGCGGCUCCCUGGUGGAAUUGCAAGACCAGAACAGUAUCUAGCACUUGACAAAAUUGCUGCUAGUUUUGGUAAUAACACUAUUAAGUUGACCACAAGGGCCACUUUCCAACUGCAUGGUGUCGUAAAACGCAAUUUAAAGUCUAGCAUUAGAGCUAUGAAUUCCACUUUGUUAGAUACGCUUGCUGCAUGUGGUGACGUGAACAGGAAUGUCAUGGUCAGUGCAUUGCCUGCAAAUGCGCGGGUACAUGAACAGGUCGCCAACGUAGCUGCUGAAAUCUCGGAGGAACUGUUACCCAAUACCACUGCCUAUCAUGAGAUCUGGUUGGAAGGUCCAGAUCGCAACGAUGCAAGUCCUGAAUGGCAAGCAAUAUGGGAAGGAAUGAAAUCAGGUCCGAAGAAGAAGGUGUUGGUAGGUGGAAACGCGCUCCAGGAUAUUGAACCCAUUUAUGGUCCAACGUACCUUCCACGGAAAUUUAAGGUGAAUAUUGCAGUGCCACCUUAUAAUGAUGUGGAUGUAUGGGCCUGUGAUGUGGGCCUAAUCGCCAUUAUAGAUGAAACCACCAGUAAUUUGGUAGGCUUCAACGUCUAUGUUGGCGGUGGUAUGGGCACAACUCAUAAUAACAAAAAGACUUAUCCUAGGUUAGGGUCAUCCUUCGGUUUUGCUCCGAAGGAGGAUAUCACUAGCGUUGUGGAGAAAAUCCUCCUGGUUCAGAGAGAUCAUGGUGAUCGGACGAAUCGUAAGCAUGCUAGACUCAAAUACACGAUAGAUGACAUGGGUAUUGACAUUUAUCGCCAAAAAGUAGAAGAGCUCUGGGGGGACAAGUUUGCCCCGGAGAGGAGUUACAAAAUAGAAUCCAAUAUCGACUACUUUGGCUGGGUUAAGGACGAGACAGGGAUGAACCACUUUACAGCCUUCAUUGAAAACGGUAGAAUUGAGGACUCUUCUAAGCUCUCCCACAAAACUGGACUCAGGAAGGUUGCGGAGUAUAUGAAACAGAGCGGAAGUGGCCAUUUCAGACUAACCGGUAACCAGCACAUUGUUAUUUCGGCUAUACCAGACCAGCACCUGGACGCAAUCAAGGGCAUUCUAAAGGCAUAUAAGCUCGAUAACUACAGUUUCAGUGGGCUCCGUUUGGCAUCAUCUGCAUGCGUUGCCUUCCCGACAUGUGGUUUGGCAAUGGCAGAAUCUGAACGCUAUCUGCCCCAGUUGAUCAGUAGACUGGAAGAAUCCCUAGAAGAAUACGGGUUACGGCACGACUCCGUGGUGAUGCGGAUGUCAGGUUGCCCGAACGGCUGCUCUAGGCCAUGGGUUGCAGAGGUGGCCUGUGUCGGCAAAGCGCCUGGCACUUACAAUCUUCUGUUGGGAGGUGGAUAUUACGGUCAGCGUUUGAACAAAUUAUACCGCUCAUCAUUAAAAGAGGCCGAAAUAUUAAGCAUUCUACGCCCACUAUUCAAGAGGUGGUCCCUCGAGCGUGAGGAGUCAGAACAUUUUGGUGACUUCCUAAUCAGGGUCGGCGUGAUUAAGCCCACUUUGGAAGGUAGAAAGUUCCACGAUGACCUACCCGACGGCGCAAUUUGA